AUGGCUGCCUUCAAAGACAGACAAGCCUCGGCCGCUGAGAGCGCCGAGGUCGACAGGCCUGCGGUGGCCGUCGAUGCCGCUAUGAACCAGACGAGCGUUGCUGCUCUUGAAGUUAUCAAGAGGCUAGAGCCCGUACAGCCACUCAGCAAACGAAUGGUCCAAAUGUACAUCAUCUGUGGCUUCAUGUUCCUUGGUUCCACCAUCAAUGGGUUCGACGGCUCUCUCAUGGGCAACAUGCUGGCCCUACCCUCCUUCCAGAAUCAGUUUGGCGCGUCCAUUGUGGGGGUUCAAACUGCCUUCAUCUCUAGCAUGUACAACAUUGGCUCCGUCUGCGCUCUGCCCUUUAUUGGUCCCCUGACUGACACAUGGGGCCGACGCGUGGGUAAUGUCAUUGGCUGCCUCUUCAUCAUCAUGGGUACCAUAUUGCAAGGCACCUCAAAGGCCCUCCCUCAGUACCUAGCUGGGCGAUUCUUCCUUGGUUUUGGCGGCUGCGUCGUUAAUGUGGCCUGCCCCUCGUUCGUCGUCGAGUUUGCUCAUCCAGUGUAUCGUGGGGUAAUCACCGGGUUGUACAACUGCUGCUACUAUCUCGGAGCCAUCCUCGCUGCCGCAACCCUGCGUGGUUCAGUCCAUUACCAAGAUACGAGGGCAUGGCUUAUCCCAACUUGGGUUCAGUUGGCCUUCCCGGCCAUUCUUCUACUGACCUGCUGCCUGUUUCCCGAGUCUCCACGGUGGCUCUUCGUCCAUGGCAAACCCGACAAGUGUCGUGAGAUUCUGGUUAAGUACCAUGGUAAUGACGAUUCAAACUCUCUAUAUGUGCAGCUUCAGCUUCGCGAGUUCGAGGAGAAGCUGGAACUGGACGGUGCUGACAAACGGUGGUGGGAUUAUCGAGUCCUCUUCAACUCACGGGCUGCCAUCUACCGUGCCAUUCUCUGUGCUGUUGCCGUGUCCACGUUCAGUCAGUGGACCGGCCAGAGCGGCGUGUCGUACUUUCUACCUGCCAUGCUGUCGACAACUGGAAUCACCGACUCGACGACCGUUCUCAACAUCAACCUUGGGAUCACACUCGCUAGCGGUGCUGCGGCCUGCUUUGGUGCCAGUCUGAUGGAUCGCUUCGGCCGCCGCAAAAUCCUCAUCUCCUGCUGCAUUGCCAUGGCCCUGCUCUGGGCUGGCAUGCUUGGCGGGACCGGCGCCUAUUACGAAAAUGACAACAAGGCAGCAGCCAAAGCCGCUAUUGUCUUCGUAUUUCUCAUCGCUAUCGUCUUCUCGGCCGCCUAUACUCCCCUACAGGCGCUGUAUCCUGUUGAGUGUCUUUCGUAUGAGCAGCGUGCCAAGGGAAUGGCUCUCCAGAACAUGGCAGGCAAUGCCGCUGGCUUGGUCAACCAGUUUGCCUUUCCCAUUGCUUUGGGCAAUAUUACUUGGAAGACCUACUUCAUCUAUCUGGGCACCUGCACGGCCGAAGCUGUAUACUACUACUUCCUUAUGGUGGAGACAAAGGGCCACACGCUCGAAGAACUUACCGAGAUUUUCAAAGCACCUAAUCCACGCCAAGCAUCGUUGAUGAAGAAGGAGGAAGUAGAAAGGGCUGUGGCGCAAGUCCAGGAGGCUAAGGCUAUCUAA
This is a messenger RNA of Clonostachys rhizophaga, 1617 nucleotides long. The record is from the annotation of a GenBank genome assembly. Lineage: Eukaryota; Fungi; Ascomycota; Sordariomycetes; Hypocreales; Bionectriaceae.